AUACAUACAUCCCGCACUCCAUUCCAAACAUGGACAUUGCACAUGUCAAGGCCAGCGUCAAGGCAUGGGAAAAGGCUUUCAAGGCAGAACACGGCAGAGAACCAACCAAGGAAGACAUCAAGAACGAUACCUCUGACAUAGCCGAACAGUAUGCCCUCUACAGAAAACUCUCAAAAUCAGCAGCUUCACACGGAAAGCCAGGAGAGAGCAGCAAAUCAUCCAAGCAAGCUCUCUCACAACAGCAACAACCACAGCCACGCGUGACUCCUCGCACUAUUCCUACAUCAGCUUACCCGACCACACCAACUCCUCCGUCUCGCAGGUCAUACACCUCUUUGUCCCGCCCAAACGGGAGCCAAAGCAUGCAAAACCUGACAGCCGGGCCGUCUAGUAACGCCGAGUCUAGUGCGAAUGGCAAACCGUCACAUACCCAAUCACUCAAACGCAAAGCAUCUCACGCAAAACUCUCUCCUCCUCCAUCUGCACUGGAGAGUAGCUCGGCCGCCCGUACUCUCUUUACCACCCCAAAGAAAAAGGCUUAUUCUGGACCUAUUAUCGAUCCCAAUCCCGUCAACCCGUUUAAUAUCCUCAAUUCCCCCGGCAAAGCGAGAUCCAUCACGAAUGGGGGGUUCAAUCCCAAUUCUGGCACGGGGCUGAGUGGUGUAGAGAGAAUGGGCUCGGGGGCAGGGGCGGCAGGCAGCAAGGAGGCUGUCUCGCCAUUCAUACAUGCGUCUUCUCCCAAAAAGCUGAAACAAGUGUUGGAGGCGAAUUCGUACCACAAAACACUCGUCUCUGGGCCGGUAACGACGGUCGGCUGUAAAGUGUCAGAAAGGAUCACGCCCCGCACAAAAGCGAGAAAGAGAUUACGAGGCGAGCCUGUGGAGGAUACGCCGAUGAAAGAUCGUCAAGUCCGUCGGCGGCGUAGUCAUAUGGCUGUUUCCAAAUCUCAAUCACAAUCACAAUUGGAUUCGACACGAGAUGUCAACUUUGGUAAACCCCUAGGGUCUGUAUUUGGUGAUCAAAAUAGGGAUCCGAUGGACGAGGGGCAAGAGGAUGAGGAAGAAGGGGAUGAAGAUGAAGAUGAAGAAGGGUUGGGACCGUCUCCCGUAAAGCCUCUAGGUGGUAAAACAUUUACAAGUCUGUUUGACGAUGAGGAUAUGCCUCCACGGUCAAUCGUUUCAGCCAAGGCGAAAGCGCCGGGAGGAAAGAUGGAUGGGAAAGGGAAGAGUGGGAAAGGCGCGAGUCAGCCGGGAAUCAUGGGAUUCUUUGGCAAGUUGAAAAAGGCGAAAGAAAAGGAAAAGGAAAAGGAAAAGGAAAAGGAAAAGGAGGCCGACGUAUCAACGACCCCGUCCCUCGCUCUGGACAAAAGCGCAGAUAACACGCUCAACAGCGAUAUCCCCUCCCCAACAUCAUUCAACCCUGACAUUGACCUCCCUGAACUUUCUGCACCAUCAUCUGCCCCCCACCUAGGGAGAAAAGACAAGAUCCUCUCUCUCAGCGAAGACGAAGACGAUGAAUGGGAUCCGGAAGGUGGCAAGGUCCAGCAAAAAGUCGUCAUCGUUCCCACCAGGCGGCAGGUCAAGAGACGGACAAGUAUUGAUGGUCUCUCAGGAUUACUGGAUGGGGUGGAGAAGGGAAUGGUGGAUGAAGGACAAGAUGAAGAGGUGGAAGAGGAAGGAGAUGUGAUCUUUGAAAAUGGAAAUGGGGAUACGGACGGGCAAUCACCUCAUAUCCCCCUCGACCUCUUAGCCAUUACUUCCCCGCAUAAACAACGGUCCGCAGAGCUGGAAUCACUCCGUGUAAGCGCCAUAUUCAACCCGUUUGCUCGGAAACGCUUGUUGGCGUUGAAGCGUGGGCAAGAGAUCCAUACGACCGGAGAAGCUGCAAUUGGGGGGGAGGAAGGAGAUGUAGAUGGUUGGGAAGGGUUGGAUAACGUGUUGGAGGGGGAAGGAAAAAAAGAUGACGAUUGGGAAAGUGAAGAUGAAGGAUGGAAGAAGAUUGAAGAAGGUUUAGAUGAUUGGUAAUCGUCAUCGUCCUCUUCCCAACUGAUAUAUUUGUUCACAUGCAUGAUAAUAAUUCAUACGUUUCGUAUUUG
Cryptococcus deneoformans JEC21 is the source of this 2095-nucleotide messenger RNA. RefSeq lists its product as hypothetical. The coding region runs from base 30 to 2024 and encodes 664 amino acids. NCBI's taxonomy places the organism in Eukaryota, Fungi, Basidiomycota, Tremellomycetes, Tremellales, Cryptococcaceae. Gene Ontology annotation, cellular component: DNA replication preinitiation complex. The transcript has 2 exons. Gene Ontology annotation, molecular function: DNA replication origin binding; single-stranded DNA binding. Gene Ontology annotation, biological process: double-strand break repair via break-induced replication; DNA replication; DNA replication initiation. The record is from RefSeq and is a predicted model, not a curated record.